Messenger RNA from Ornithodoros turicata, 2077 nucleotides. RefSeq lists its product as uncharacterized. Lineage: Eukaryota; Metazoa; Arthropoda; Arachnida; Ixodida; Argasidae. The record is from RefSeq and is a predicted model, not a curated record. Bases 665 to 1561 code for a protein of 298 amino acids. The transcript is spliced from 8 exons.
UGAGUGCUUUCAGGAUGGAUUACAAAUGAUGCCCACUAAUUAAAACCCCUCACCACCGGAAAAAAAGAAAAGAAAAAAAAGAAUUUUCGAAAAGGCCCCGUUUCAAUCAGCCUAGCAACCUUGUGCAAAUGUUUAUAUGCGACUGUGAUUAUUGUACCUUUGCCGUGCGAUGCAUUAAUUUCACCAGUUUAGCAAAAGGCUGCCGGAAAUAAUAACUCCCCCAUCCAGUAUGAGUAUAAAAGCUGGAUUUGGACACCGUAAUUGGCAGGAUAUCCGCGCCUAACAACCUAAGCCUCGCAGAGAAGCGGACACGGCGGUGUGCGACCUUCGGUCGGGGUCUGGUCGGGACCGCAGCGAGAACCAUGUAGGCAGGGGUUUACGAAAGUGGUGCGUCAACUGGUACGCGAUUAGGCUUUUACGUGUUCGCCGUGACGGAACCGCCUACCGUAUUUUGAUGUGCGCGAAGAGUCUAUCUUAUCGUGACCGAGUCUCGGGUGGCCUCUGGUAUUUAGGAAGUGCGGUCGAGGUAGCUUGAAGAAUCACGCGCGAGCUGAAAGAUCAAACGUUGAUAAAUGAAAAGAAGAAGACAUCUGCUUCUUGUAAGCCAAGUUCUAUGGCCUCUUGCAUUGUGUCCAGCGCGUGAGGACAGUUUCAAAGGGAAGCCAUGAGUAAUAGUCAGGACAUGCUGAUCACCUCAUCCUGCCAUCGGUGUUUCUUGGUCAAGUCUUCCCGGGACCACGUAGUCGUGGUGCCAUCUGGCUCAGGUUCACAAGACUAUCACCGACUCCUUCCCUCACUCUUCAGAGACGUCUCCACCAUCUCUACAAAGUCACUCUUGAAGCUUGUUCACGAGCUGUCGAGCAUGUUGACCGAGCAUUCGUUGCUGAUGAGGUCUCUGGGAACUCCAAAGGACGGCCUCCUGCACAGGAGCCGAAUGGGUUGCCUACAAAGCCGCGCCUGUCAGAUGAUCCACUGCAUGAAGGUGCACUUUACAGACACCUUCAGGAGCAUGGAAGUUCUCUCAAGAGCGGACUUGGCGGACCUCGGGAAAGCAUUCCGAAUAUACUUGGCUUGUCUCCACUCUCUAGAACAAGAUCUGCGACAGGCCUUUAGCCUCUUCCAGCUUUUCCCCCUCCAUCCAACUCCAGAUGGCACCGUAAAGCCGCAGUUCGUCCAUACGGGAGCCACAGGAGGGAUGGAACAGAUGUUCAGCGCCGUCUGCGAGUCGUUGCUCCUUUCAACAACCGAGCAAUUUAGGCAAGAACGGGAGAGCUGGAAGCAACUGGAGAAGCUUAUUAAGGACAUAAAGCUUCUGGACUUGUCUCUUCACAUGGACUCUGUACUGGGGCCUAUCGUUGACUAUGUAAUAUUCCACCCAGAAAUAGCAGAAUCAAGCAAUUUGAGACUGUUAAACCCAAUGUCAACAGCAUCAUCACAAGAAAGCAUUGCCAUCAAGGAAAAGCCAGCCUGCCGACUCCUCUGCCUGGUCUUCUCCAUUUUCCUGGUGGUGUGCAUCGGCGCUGGGGUCAUGAUGGCUGUGUUCUUUCUAAUUUUCUCUUAAAGUCAGUACUGUUUUAUCGCCUGCGGAAAUGGCAGGACAUUGCCUCAAUGCUCAAGCCGAAAGUGAUAAAGGUUUUUCGUCUUCUCCUUCGUUUUACUGCUCUCACGAUGGCCUUUCUCUCGACUCUGCUGCAUUGGAAGUUCACAGCACUGGUGUCCUUUCAUAGUGGUUCCAAUAGGAUGACUCUGAAUGCGACGGUAGCAAACCUGAGUCGUGGUGAACGUUACUUGUAGCCAGUGAGUCAUAACCGUAGACCGCAAACUUUUUAGGAGCCCUUGCCUGCAGUUAGGAUGCAACAGUACACAUUUCAGUGCCUCCGUUGAAGCAUUCAUUGCUUUGAAUAAGGAGAGGGUGUAUUUUGAAGAAGUUUUUUUUUUUUUUAGAGGAAGCGAAACCUCAAGAAACACAGUCCUAAAUGUCUGCUGUGUGGGCAGGACUUUACUACCGUUAUUCUUUGUCAUUUGGAAAGUACACCAGUUUUUUGUCGUCCUACAUAAAGAUAGUAUUAUAGUUUUA